This is a messenger RNA of Porites evermanni, 2489 nucleotides long. NCBI's taxonomy places the organism in Eukaryota, Metazoa, Cnidaria, Anthozoa, Scleractinia, Poritidae. The record is from the annotation of a GenBank genome assembly.
GCCGGCUGUCGCAUUACUCAGAUCCAUUUAUUGUGUGGUGGAAUUAUUCCUCUUUUAUCUGCGUUGGAGAUGGCCAUGGCUAAAAAUGCUGAUAAAAUUGGUCUCAGGUAAGUAAUUCUUAACCCCUUCGCUUCCAAAAGAACUGAUUAUCAAAAGCAUGAAUCGCUCUAAAAGUCAAAGCACUGCUAAAAAGGUUAUAUUAUGGCUUCCUGUCAAAUUUCGUAUUGAUUUUAAAAUACUUCUUUUUACUUUUAAAGCUAUCUACGGUCAUGCACCUGGUUACUUGAUCAAUUUGAUUGCUAUCAAAGAACAGCCGCGCUAUAAUCUCCGUUCAGCUAGCGGUCUUAUCUUAAAGUAUCCUAGUUUAAAACUGAAAAAGACUUUAGGGGAUCGUGCUUUUUCAUCUGCUGCCCCUAAUUUAUGGAACAAUCUGCCCCUUCACAUCCGUCUUGAGGACAAUUUGAACGUUUUAAAUCUUUACUAAAAACGACUAGCUUUUGAUAUGUAAUUUUUUUUAGCUACUAUGUAAUAUAUUUAGUGUUUUUUUUUUUUUUCAAAUUUUUAGCGUUGUUUAUUCUUAGCCUUAAUUAUUUUGCUCAUUUUAGUUUUUAUUUUCUUUUAACAUUUACGUGUUGUCACGCGCUUUUGAUCAUAUUUGCAUGGAAAAGGCGCGUUAUAAAUUUUUAAUUAUUAUUAUUAUUAUUAUUAUUAUUAUUAUUAUUAUUAUUAUUAUUAUUAUUAUUAUUAUAAUUAUAAUAAUAAUAUUUGAAUGGUCAUACAAUGUAUUCACAGUAUAUUUUAGCGGUUGAUAUUUUAUUCGUCUGGCGACUUCGGUUCCCGAGGCGUCAGUUUUGGUCAUGUCAUUGUGUUUGCUUCUUGUCGCCGAGUAGUUUUUCUUUUUCCUUUUUGUUGCAGCAAGGAAAGUCGAUCUCUGAGAGUAGUACGCGUUGAGCUAGAUAACGGUCAGCGACUGGUAGGUUUGCGUUACCCAGAGCAACUCAUACCGGAAGCUACGUUGUUUCUGAAGGAGCAAAAGUUGCUCGACGCCGUUAUAGUAAGUAAAUAUUUAUUUGUAUAAAGGAAAGUGUAAAAAAUUCUCGUCACACACAAAAAUGUUUCCUUUUGGCCAAGCACUCAUGUUAAAGAACAAUUUCCCGACCAGUCCUUAAUUUUAGCAGCUUUGAACGAUUUGAUAACCGCACUCAGUCAUCAUCAAGAACUCUUCUUAACCCUUAAGUCCCAAGAGUGACCAACAUUAAUUUUCUCCUAACAAUAUAAACUACCCGCCUACCCCUCCCCUAAGUCAACAUUAACACGUACUUCUCACUUAGGGCAAAAUGUUGGCUUAGGGGAGGGGUAGGUGGGCAGUUUCCUAGAAGCGUAUAAUGAUCCACAAUAUCAAUACGUAACCAAGAGAAAAGGUUAUAACAAUUAAUAAAAUGUCACCAUAAGUUGAUCUUUUGUCAAAUUCUCUGUUCUAAUUCUUUAAAGAUAUACAUGGAGAACAGUCUGGAGAUUUUAUUUGUCUGUGGAUAUUGGGUCUUCAUAGCACACACCAGAGAAUAAGUUUUAUUUUUAAAACAUCGCAACAUGAUCUUGUUACUUAACUGAUAUUUAUUUCAAAUUUUUAAUAACCUGCGAGUUCAGCCUCCUGUCAUUGCCCCCGUUUCUGGGGACGUUAGCAAGAGUCUGGUUGAAAUUUUUGUCAUUCUUUGCUACUGCUUCCAGGCUUCAACUUCGAACCUUGUUAGGUAUUGUUUUGAUUUAAACGAUUAUCUGUUUUUUUUCCCUUUAUUUUCUAGGACAAACAAAAUGGUGUUUUGAGUUCAACAGAACCUUCUAAACAGCCAUCAAAGGCCAGCCGAGCGUAUGAGGAACCGGAAACGCCCAUCAACCAAAGGACGUUAACUAAGGCUACUACCCCUCCUGUAACUAUAAAGAAUUUCUUUAAACCGAAGACUGUUGAACGAUCGCCUGAGAGUAAUAAAAGUACAUCAGAAGAUCAGGAUGUUAAGGAAAAGAGCGGGGAAAAUAACUGCAAUGAGAUCGAAAAUCAAGAAAUCGAGAAAAACGUCAAAAACAGGACGGAUGACAAACAAGCAACGACUAAAGUAAGUAAGAAGGAAGUCAAAUCAAUUUACUUUAGAUCGAAGGGAAGAGAAGAGGAAGAGCUCCCGGAAAAUAAAGGAGCUUUCAAAGGUGCUGCUAAGUGUAAUGGUCUUGUGCGCCACCUUUCGGAGCCUCUUUCGAAAGAGGACAUUCAAGGAAAGAACUCUUUGAAACGAACUAGUUCUGAAGCGUCGUCAAGGGCGAUUAAGCGACAGAAGCAAUCGAGCAUUUUGUCUUCGUUUGGGAAAAGGACUGACAAAGAUUCUAAGGACCAAAUGGAGAAGGAAAUUCUCUGCCCUGUUUGUGGGGAGAAAUUUGCGAGCGGCUUGAAGAAUUCUGAUAUCAACGAACACAUCGAUAAUUGUCUUAUUAAAUCAUAA